AUGCGGUCUUCAAUUACUAUCAGCCUUCUUGCUCUCGCGCCUUACAUGGCUGAUGCAGCAAGGAGCACUACCAAAUACUCUACCAAAACUGUCUUUUUACCUCAGAGAAAGACAGGAAGCGCGACAAAUAUCUACGCCUCCCAGAUCACAGAAACUGGCUCAAAGACGGAAUAUCUUCUCGCCUGCCAGACAAACUUUGGCACGUCUUACUCCUGCGAUGGAGAUUUCCACGGUAUCACUGUGACUUACGAAGAGUCAAGCAUGAAUCUUAUUGUUAGCUCAACAACAUACGAUUGCUCCCUGGGCUCAGGCUCAGCUGUUUGCGCAACCAUAACCGCAAAGCAGACUGAAUCCGUCCAAUCCAGGACCAUUCCUUCGUCAGAGAGUGAACUCUGGAUGACGCCUAUUACUUUCGUUGAUCUCGAGAAGAGGAAGACUACGAAAACCAAGUCAACCGCUUCUAAAGCGACGGAGACAGCGAGUAACAAGCUCUGCAAGAGAAAGAUUCAUCAUGGAAGUUCAGGGUCGGACUCUGGAGACAGUGGAAGCAGUGGAAGCGGUGAUCACAGCAGUGGCUCUGGUAGCGACGAUGACAGCAGUGGUUCUGGCAGCGGUUCCAAAAGCGGUUCUGGAUCUGCUGCUGAUGAUGAUGACGAUAGUGAAAGUUCAUCCACAAGUCCUACCAAGAAGAAGAACCAUGACGAUGAUGGAUGCUCGGCUGGAUCUAUCGUGUCUUGGAGUUGGGGAGUUAUGGCUGUUGGACUUGGUGGUUUCCUUGGUAUCAACAUCGUAUAA
Messenger RNA from Fusarium redolens, 795 nucleotides. RefSeq lists its product as uncharacterized. NCBI's taxonomy places the organism in Eukaryota, Fungi, Ascomycota, Sordariomycetes, Hypocreales, Nectriaceae. The record is from RefSeq and is a predicted model, not a curated record. The transcript has a single exon. The coding region runs from base 1 to 795 and encodes 264 amino acids.